AUGUGUUUAAGCUGGUGUAAAGGUUUUAGACGCCAAUGCGGUCAGAUACUCACUGGUGUAAAAUUCGAGCUCAAAAACCUUAUAAUCCAUUUGCAAAUCGAGGAAGGGAAACUGUUAUCAGGUGGUCGGAUUGACACAUACUCCAUCCACAUGAAGGAGCUAGAAAUUUUCGAAUAUUCAACGUACCCUAAAGAUCGGCUUGAAUUGGUAAUUGACGACGAGUUAAUGAGAUUGGAAGAAUCUGUUGACUAUAUAUUCGUUAAACAAGAACGGCGUUAUAUCAACCUGGACAAUGUUUUUUUCCGAGAACCGGGUUAUGUCGUAACUGGAUUGAAGUUGUCUGUAGAUCCCGAAAAUUUUGAGUCAUUACAAUUGGCCGUUCACAUUACACCAUUUGAUUUUGAUUCAGGGUCGCUCACUCCGACUGAUGAUAAGCCUUCAAAGUGGAUAAUUUACAAAUACAUGUCCGAUGAAGACCGGAAAUUCGAAAACCGCCGACUGGUGGCGCUGCAACCACGAAUCCCGCUCGAGGGGGUGUCUCUCUAUUAUCGCGGAAAAGAGAACUCUGCGGGGUUCGUUGGGUUUAGGAUGACUACUCUGGAUAUUCCCGCUUAUUUGGACCCCCAAAUGUCUCAGCAAGAUUUGGAGUUCCUUUGA
This is a messenger RNA of Cotesia congregata, 657 nucleotides long. The record is from the annotation of a GenBank genome assembly. Lineage: Eukaryota; Metazoa; Arthropoda; Insecta; Hymenoptera; Braconidae.